CCCCGGAGAGGGCUGAGGAUGGCUCGGGCCGCCACUCUCGCGCCCGGGCCGCAGGGGACAAUGCCGCAUUCCUUCUUCCUCGUCCCUCCCUGUUGCUUUUACGAGAAACACUCCUUGGCUCCGCGAGCCCGGGCUCCAGGUGCCCCCGGGAUGCAGCCCUGCCCUCCCUCCUGCACCUCCGCGUCUCGGAACGGCCCACCUGGGCACCGGACUGGGGAGGACACUCGCAGCUCGGCCCGGACGCACCUGUUUAUCCUCUUAUUUAAGCCUUCCUGGCCCCCUUCCCUUCUGCCUGCUGGUCGUCGAGGGGCUUUCCCUCAACCACCGGCCCCCCUAGUCUCCUCUUAAGCAGUAGCGCUCGGAAUGGGUAGACCGAAGCUGCGGAGACCCCCGGGACCCUCUCCCUGGGUCAACAUCUUCCCUUGGACCCCCGCCAAAGAAGAGAGACUUGGGGAAAGGGACGCCCCCCGGGCGGGCUGGCUGACGGGCCAAAGGCGGCCUUAGGCAAUGCGGAGUAGGCCAGGGAAUCAGAUCCAAGCCUCGCGCUGCCUGGGGGCUCCCAGAGCCCUGCCUCUCUGGGUCGUCCCUUCGGCGGGUCUCGGGCUCCCAGUCGGCGGGGACUCUGGGACGAUCGAGUGUAGAAACCCCCUGCCUUAUCGAGGCUCCCCACGCCAUUUCCGCGACUGCCGGGUGCUUGCGCCCCUGGCCCCACCGGGGAAGGGGACCCGCAGCUGUGGGCGGUGUCUGGGCCGUCGGGGCUCCGCUGGACCUGCGGGUGCCCUUGGGCACGGGGACGGGGAGCGCCACCCCAAGCAGGCACUUUCCCCAGAAUUCAUUUUGGAAACCGAGGCCCCCGCUCUCAGCAAAUGUGCCUGGCCGCCUGCGGCGCCACCCCUGAGUCACAGCCGUCGGGCCUUGCCGUCCGGACGCGGCCCGCCCGCCUGGGCGCCACCAGGGGGCACUGGACUCCGACCCACAGGUCGCCCCGCUUUGAGCCAACCCGGAGUAAAGAAGCCCAGGCUGUCCCCAGUUGCAGAUGGGAACAUAUUCAGCGGGAGAGGAUCACGCGCCCAGAGGCGAAGGCAAUUCCGAUCCAGACCCAGCACGUGAGCGUCUUCCCAGCUUCUCCUUCCAGGGCGCCUUCAAGGAUCCCGGCUGCCUUCUGAUCCCGAGGUCACAGAGCCUUCAAUAACCAGACCAUCCUCCCCAAACGCUGGUUCUUACUUUUCUUCCCCUUCCAAAAUAUGGCCUUUGGACUCGAGAGAAACGAGCCGG
Messenger RNA from Manis pentadactyla (Chinese pangolin), 1275 nucleotides. RefSeq lists its product as uncharacterized. The coding region runs from base 508 to 1110 and encodes 200 amino acids. The record is from RefSeq and is a predicted model, not a curated record. Lineage: Eukaryota; Metazoa; Chordata; Mammalia; Pholidota; Manidae. The transcript is spliced from 3 exons.